Molecule: messenger RNA, 933 nt
Organism: Ostreobium quekettii
Lineage: Eukaryota; Viridiplantae; Chlorophyta; Ulvophyceae; Bryopsidales; Ostreobiaceae
Source: the annotation of a GenBank genome assembly
AUGGCCCCUCGCGUGGUGCUGACCGACGAAGUCCGGGAUGCUCUGGCAUCCGGCGCGCCCGUGGUGGCCCUUGACUCGACGAUGAUCACGCACGUCUUGCCCUACCCGCAGAACCUCGCCACGGCGCUUCAGGUCGAAGAGGUCGUCCGCAGCCACGGCGCCGUGCCGGCGACGGUGGCGAUCGUCGGCGGGCAGCCGCGGGCGGGAUUGACACAAGUCGAACUGGAGGCGCUGGCGGCGAAGGGGCAAUCCGUGAGGAAGACGUCCCUGAGGGAUUUGCCCGCGGCGAUGGCCAAGGGCAGCGACGGGGCGACCACGGUGGCGGCCACGGCGUUCCUAGCGGCCACUGCGGGGAUACGUGUGUUCGUGACAGGCGGCAUAGGCGGCGUGGGCCGGGGGGGCGAGGCGUCAAUGGACGUGUCGGCAGACGUCAAUGUGGUGGGCCGGGUGCCAGUACUGGUGGUAUGCGCGGGCGCACAGUCCAUCCUGGACAUCCCGAGGACCCUGGAGUAUCUUGAGACACAAGGCAUUUGUGUGGCGGCCUAUGGGUCAGACGACUUUCCUGCCUUUUUCACUCCCAGCAGUGGCUGCAGGGCGCCAGCGAGGGUGGACACGCCUGAGGAGGCAGCUGCCCUAAUGCACGCUUCUCUGCGUCUGGGCCUUGGGAGUGGCGUCGUGCUUGGUGUGCCAAUUCCAGAGGAGGGCGCCUCGGCAGGGGAGUGCGUCGAACAGGUCGUCCGGGAGGCCCUGCAGCAAUGCGAGGAGAAGAACGUCGAACGGUGCAAGGUGACGCCCUUUCUGCUCGAGCAGAUUCGCGAACGGAGUGAGGGCGACGCCCUGGAUGCCAAUGUCGCCGUCAUCAACAACAACGCUGCGAUUGGUGCCCAGGUGGCCGCGUGCCUCUCCAAAUUGUUGCAGGGUGGGGAAAAUUAG